Molecule: messenger RNA, 1228 nt
Organism: Lepisosteus oculatus (spotted gar)
Lineage: Eukaryota; Metazoa; Chordata; Actinopteri; Semionotiformes; Lepisosteidae
Gene: morn5
Product: MORN repeat containing 5
Source: RefSeq, a predicted model, not a curated record
GUAGUGUGACGUUAUUGGUGUCAUAAUACAAAGCGACAGUGUUCUUUAAAAAUCUGUCAGGCCGAGGUUGCUAUAGAAACGGUGUCAACUACAGUAUAUCCGAAGUAGAUGCUGCUAAAUUAUAAACGCAGAAUAAACUCAGGCCUGGUGAUAUGGAGUAUAUUGGUAGCAGAUAUGAAGGAGACUUCAAAAACCGAAGGAUGGAAGGGAGAGGGGAGUAUACCCUCCCAACAGACACCAGAUAUGUGGGUGAGAUGAAGGAUGGCAUGUUUCAUGGAGAAGGGACGCUGUAUUUUCCAGGUGGAAGCAAGUAUGAAGGGACUUGGGAAAGAGGAAUAGCUAAAAAGUGCUUUGUUUUACAGGGGAAAUACACCUUCGCCGAUGGACUGGAAUACAAGGAGACAGACUGGGAGUACUGUGAUGGGUAUGAAAGACGUUUCUACACAGAAGUGUGUGACGGACUUAAACCAGCAGGUCAGUCACAGCUCACCAAUUUAGAUCCACCUCGUGUCAUCCCAGAAGGGUGCUAUGACUGUGGAGAUGGAUUCUAUAAUCCUAACACCAGAGUGAUCACAGAUUACAAAAAUCAGUUUCUGAGGAAUGCAGAUGAUGACGAACAUGAAUGGAUAAUCCGGACCUGUCGUAAAGGCUGGGAUGAAAUAGUUGGGCACAAACCUGGAAAUUAGAAAACUAUGUGGUUGUUUUCAUUACACAAACUUUAUCUGAGCUAACAUAUCCCUAUCCUACACUCAAAUAAAUGUACAUUUAGUGUAAGUCAUUUAUGGUUUCCAGAUGGUUAGUUACAUGUAUUUCUAGCUUUAAUUUGAAGCUGUGUGCUUUAUUUUAAUCCCAUUAUUAAUAUGCAUUGCACAUAGUGUGUAUUAUUGCAGCUAGCAUGCAGAAUAGAAUCUAAUAUCUGAUUAAACAUAAAAGCUGAAUGAAAGCAAGGAAAAGUAUUCGGCACACCUAUAAAAAUGCACCCCUACAAAUUAAAUUCCCAUUUCAUUAUUUUUUAUCACUCUAUUAGGAGGUUUUAAUUUUUUUAGAAAUAAUUGAAUACACACUUGAUAAAAUUGAUAUUUUCAUCAAGAUAGAUUAUGUUAGGUCUAUCAAAGAUAUUGAAAUAUCAUUGUUGCAUUAACCCUCUAUGUAGCCUGACAAACAGCAGGUUGUCAUAUCUAUUCCAAUCCAAUAUAACACAAUAAAAGAUAAAUCUUUACAGUUUUAA